Messenger RNA from Closterium sp. NIES-67, 2674 nucleotides. The record is from the annotation of a GenBank genome assembly. NCBI's taxonomy places the organism in Eukaryota, Viridiplantae, Streptophyta, Zygnematophyceae, Desmidiales, Closteriaceae.
UCACUUGAACUAGGUUGGAGUUUAGCAGACUAUUCCUUGCGGACUAGCAGGUAGUAGUUUCAGAUUAGCGGUUUAGCACGGUGCGUCAGAUUAGCAGGCCGCUUUGAUUUAGCAAUCUAAAUAGAGUAUCUGUUUGCAAACUGGUUGCGCUUCGGGCUGCAGUCGAUCCUUUCGUCCGACGGUUCUGCAAAUCCGAAACCAAUGACGCUGCAGGAAGAAUCCGCGAAGCUGCACGAUAGAGCGACCGUUGUUAGCACGGCGGAUCUUGCUCGUUGUGGACGCGUGGCAGCUGACAUGGCAGCGGACGUCCCAGAUGACGUGGUUAGGAAGAAUGCGCAUGACGUGGAGAGAGCUUGUAACGGAGUCCUCCCGAUCGCGACCGCGAAUCCUUCCGCCACGGCCUGCGCGGUUUCCGCCUCUGGGGCUUUCGCCAGCAGCGCUUCCACCGGUAGUGCUUCCGCCAGCUCCCCCUCGUCUACUCCCGAAUUGGUUCCCCGCUCCUCCCGCCCCGCCACGCCAACCAUGCCCCUAGAUGCCCCCCCAAAACCCCCUCGCCCGAUUAAUCUAUCCAUAAGCACGACUUUUUCAGGGGAAAACACCCCAGCGGGGCCGUCGCCCCGCGUGGCUGCUGCGGCGGCUGUGGCGGCUGCUGCUGCCGAGACGCUUUGGGAAACGCCGCCGAAGCAGACUGCCGGGACAGGCUCGGGAACAGGUUCGGGGACAGGUUCGGCAGCGACAUUGCAACGGCAAGGCUCGGGGAAAGGGUCGGGAGUCAGUUCGCCAUCAGGACGAGUGGCUGAUUGGGGCGGCAUCAGCGGUGGUCCGGUGCUGCAGCGGCAGCCGUCAGGCUCGGCAUCAGGUUCGGACACGCCGAAGCUGAAGCAGUGGUUAGCGGCCCAUCCCUCCGCACACGGCUUGGAUAAAGCUGCUCUUGUCGUGGACGGCUCGGUUUGGUCGUAUCUGUGGAGGGAGGUGGUGGGGAGGGACGGGGCGGCGAGGGAGGGGGGGAAGGGCGCGGACGUGCGGAGAGAAAAGGUUUAUAACACCAUGUUCAACGUGCCGUGGCGAUGCGAACUGCUCAUCGUCAUGGGUUACUUGGUGUGUCUCGACUCCUUUCUCUCGCUCCUCGCCAUCCUCCCCAUCCGCCUCUUCCUCCUCGCCUUCAAGCUGCUGCUGUCGCCCUGGAGAGGCAGGCUGCACGUAAGUGUGGACGAAGUAGCUGACGUCAGCAGGGGAAUCACGAUUCUUAGCGCUGUGCUGGUGCUGCAGCAGGCUGACGUCAGCCUCAUUUACCACUGGAUCCGCGGACAGAACAUACUCAAACUAGUCUUUCUAUUUAAACUCUUGGAGGUGAGAUACAUACAGGCUUUUAUUUAUUUGAGGGGAAGGCUGCACGUGGGUGUGGACGAAAUAGCUGACGUCGGCAGGGGGGUCAUCAUCGUAUGCGGCGUGCUGGCACUGCAGCAGGCUGACGUCAGCCUCAUCUACCACUGGAUUCGAGGCCAGAAUAUUCUGAAGCUCGUUGUGAUCUAUAAUGUGCUCGAGGUGAUGGACAAGCUGUGCCAGAGCCUCGGCUGCGACGUGCUCCAGAUGACCCUCAACACGGCGGCCCGAGUGGCUGCCGCCGCUGCUGCAGCCGGCACAACCACAGAAGCCACAGCAACAGAAGCCGCAGCAGCAGGGGCAGGAAGAGCAGGAGCAGCAGCAGGAGGGGGGGGGGCACCAGCAGCAGCAACAGGACUAGCAGCAGCAGCAGCAGCAGCAGCGGCACCUGCUGCCGGGUCCCUACCAUCCGAAGCCCUUCGAUUUGUCAUCGACGAGUGCAUCGCGGUGGGCUGCUUCCUGCUGCACGCGCUGGUGCUGCUGACCCAAGCCAUCACCCUCAACGUGGCCAUCAACUCGCACAACCACAUCCUCGUCACUCUCCUCGUGUCGAACAAUUUUGCCGAAGUGAAAUCCAACGUGUUCAAAAGAUUCAGCCGGGAGAAUAUUCACAAGCUGGCAUGUUUGGACACGGUGGAACGGUUUCAUCUCUCGUGUCAUCUCCUCUUUGUGAUCGUACAGAACGUCGUCAAGGGGCAGGGCACCACCCUGGCCUUCUUUGUUCGGAACGUGUGCACGGUGUGGGGCUGUGAGAUGCUGGUGGACAACUUAAAGCACUCCUUCCUGGCUAAGUUCAACGAGAUCAAGCCGGAGACAUACUCCGACUUCCUCCUCUCCCUCUGCAGACAGGUUCUGGAGGACCGCUGCCACCAUGUGCAUCGCACCAUGAGCUUUGUGCCGCUUGGGCCGGCAUGCAUUGUGAUUCGAGUUGUCACUCCGUUGAUAGCCUCUUUCAUACCUGCCGGCCACCCAUUGUUGUUUCGUUGCACAGCCCCAUUAGUUAUCAUGGGUGCCGUGUUGUUCCUUGCACUGGUAAAAGCGCACCUUGCCAUCUUUCUUCAGAUGUAUUCCAGAUGGUAUAUUUUGCGCCAUAGAGAAACAGAAGCUAAGCUUCACAAGGAUUGAUGGAUUACAUGCGGUAUGCGUUGCUAAUAUGUUGUAUGUGAAGUUCCUCCAUAUCAAGUUUGUGUUCUGGCCAGGGCCUCAGAUAGGAUUCUAGGCAUCCUUAGGGCAAGCCCCCAAACAAGCGUGUAGCAGUCAGGGUUGGCCGCUUAUGUUCAUACUGAUUCCU